AUGGCAUCAGUUCUGCGCUUUCGCUCUGUUUGGGGUGUCGACCCUGGUAACAACUACGAAAACUGGGAUAAGUGGUUCCCAACCCUGAAAGCGCAAGGCUAUUCUGGAGUUGAAAUUGACUUCGCUGGCCUGAGAGACCUGUCCACAGUCCGCCAGAUUGCUGAAAAGCACGGCCUUGAGAUCAGUGUACUUGUACACACCCAGUGGCCGAGGUACGAGGGUCCUAAGCCAGUUGGCCUCACACCUCAGGACCAUCUGCAAGGCUACAAAGAACAACUUGAGAUCGCGAAGGCCCUGAAGCCCUAUAAGGUUAACGCCCACUCUGGAGACGAUGGAUGGACAAUUGAACAGUCCGUCGAAUUCUUCUCAGGCACCUUCGCCAUAGACGCCGAACUUGGCUAUGCAGGCAAAGUCUGCCACGAGACCCAUAGAAACAGAGCCUUCUUCAGCCCCUAUGCCACUUCAGAAGUCUUGAAGAGAGUGCCAAACCUGCGCGUCACGGCCGACUUCUCCCACUUCGUCGUGGUCUGUGAACGUGUCCUCGACGUCGGCGAGGAGGACAAGGAAAUGCUCCGUACUAUUAUCCCUCGCGUGGGCCAUAUCCAUGCUCGGAUGGGGACAACUCAGUCUUCGCAAUGCCCGGCGCCAACAGACGAUGCGUUCAAGGAGGAAAGGAGAUUCUUCGAGACUGCCUGGAAGCAGAUUAUCGAUGCAACUGCUACCACUGCUGAACCUAUUACAUGGGUUCCUGAAUACGGGCCUUUCCCCUACCACCCCUUCGGUUCUCCUCAGAGCUUCUCCGACCUCGCCGAUAGCGAGGGCACUCGACUCCACCCACUUUUCGAAAGAUAUGCUCAGGCAGCUGUUGCACGCUCGUAA
Aspergillus chevalieri is the source of this 879-nucleotide messenger RNA. RefSeq names its product sugar phosphate isomerase/epimerase family protein. Bases 1 to 879 code for a protein of 292 amino acids. The transcript has 6 exons. The record is from RefSeq and is a predicted model, not a curated record. Lineage: Eukaryota; Fungi; Ascomycota; Eurotiomycetes; Eurotiales; Aspergillaceae.